Elgaria multicarinata webbii is the source of this 2076-nucleotide messenger RNA. It is a transcript of the gene CCDC81, whose product is annotated as coiled-coil domain containing 81. The record is from RefSeq and is a predicted model, not a curated record. Lineage: Eukaryota; Metazoa; Chordata; Lepidosauria; Squamata; Anguidae. Gene Ontology annotation, cellular component: centrosome. The transcript has 17 exons.
AUGCUGGAGACCAUCCACAACGCCAUCCUGGAGGCGGGCAGGAAUAUGUUCCUAACGCUGCCCAAGCUCACUUCGGAAGAGGUCCUUAGUAUUUGGGGCACCGUUUCUGAAUUUGUUGAAAAGCAACUCUCCAUGAAUAAGGGUGUCUCAAUACCAGGACUGGGCACAUUCUCCUUCUUGAGACAGAAGCUUGAAGUUGGCCAUAACAAACACAUCCUCCUACAGCGACCUGUGUUCCUUCUCUCUGAGAAACUUGCACAGAUUCACGGACUGAAGUUUAACAAAAUACACACUCCCGGUGAUAUCCCAAUUGUUAAGCUGAAUUUCAUUGUGUUAUCCCUGGAGGGUCCCUUUAACAGGGAGACUGUAGAGGGAUGUGUCCGAGAGACGCUCCUUUCUUUCUCGCGGUGCAUCGCCACCAAGCAGACGGUGGAAUUCACCUUCAAGGGAAUCGGCGUUCUGGUUAUCCGAGACAACAAGGUGAAAAUGAAAUUCUACAAAGACUUCCUUCAGACCAUGGAUGGGAGCGGGGCUCUCCUGAAAGCUCUAUCAAACAGGCCGGGGACGGGGGAUUCAGUGUUGUCAACCAGAGAAAGCUGUGCUUCGCAUUCGCGCACCUUCAAUGUUGCUGUGUUUCCAAGUAUUGAGCUGAAGGAAAUGGAAACCAUCGCCGAAGAAGAUGAAAAGUCCAGCAAAGAAAAGGAGCAGACGGACAAAGAGAACAGCAAAAAAGAAAAUGUUCCGGUGAAGCGCCGUCUCUCUCGACAAGUGAUUUCUCCGGCCAAAGUCACAGGGGUCAGUUUGACUGAAGAGCCAGAGAAGGACCCGAAGCCGAAGCUUCCCCCUGCAAGGUGAGAUCUAGAACCUGAGGGCCCCAGCAAGAUUUUUCGAAGGCAAACUCCAUGUUAGGCUUUAUUAGAAAAGGAAUUGAAAAUAAAACUGCCAGCAGCAAGGAGGCAAACGCCGUCUGUUCCCGAUGCCUCGAAGAUGGAGCAGGAAGCCAGCCCCACCCAAAUACCUGUCCCCAGAUCCAGGACUCCAUCCCCAAUUUGUCAAGAUCAUGGUAGGGCAGGACAGGAAAUGUGCUAUCUGUGUAUGCAGCGUGCCCAGAGGAACGUUCCUCUGUACUUGAGCGAAGAACGGAGGAGGAAAGAGAAGGAAGAAGACAGGAUCCUGGAGCAAUAUCAGGCCCUAAAAGAUCAAGACGCCCUUCGGAAGCAGCUGAUGCGCGUCAUGUCACACCGAGAACAGAGCCAGAAGGUGGCAGCAUUUAACCUUGGGGUUGCUGAAGCCAUCAGGAACCACAGGAACGAAAAACCUGCAGAAACCUACAAAUCCUUCAUUUUCGAGAGGAGGCCGCUUAGCCCCACCCUUCAACAAAAGCAAGAGGAGUAUUCACAACAGUUGGGGAAGCAGUUAGAGGACAAGGCGGCAAGAGAAUCGAAACAAAAGCAGAAUCAGGACCUCACUGAGCGCCUGGAGCAAGUGCAGCUGGCAGAAGAGCUAGCUGCCCAAAGAGCAAAAUAUCUGAAGGACAAAAUGGAGGAAAUGCAGUGUUAUAAGAGGGCAUUGGACACACAGAUAAAGAUGAGGCCGGCUCCGUUGCCGCAGCGCGAGCCGGAUUCAGUUCAGGUCAUCUUUGGGAAGAACGACAUGAAUAAUGAAAAGAUGGAGGAGAGAAAGAAACGAUCCCGGGAAUAUUCCCAGUACCAGUUGCAGGCAGCUGUGGACCGCAAACGGGCAGCAAUCCUCAGCCAACUGGUUGAUCAGAGGAGAGAGGCAGACAUGAUUCAAAGGGCAAAGCAACAGUGGAUGGCUGAAAGAGGCGAACGGAUUGAGAAGCUCUUCCAGAUGAACUUAGCUGUGCAGGACAACUGGCGGAAGAGUGCCGGGAUGAAAAGGCAACAAGAUUACGAAGAGAAGCUCUUUCGGCGUGCUGGGGAUAAACUCCUGCUCCUCGACCAGUGUGCGCGGUAUCGCCGUUGCUACCAGUGCAAGAGAAGCCUAAGCAACAAUGGGGAAACCAACCUGUGGACAGGCACGAAAUACGUCCCUGGAUCCCGCUUGAUCAUUUGA